AAAGAGAAGAGAAAUUAACAGUGAAGGUCUCAGGCUGUCUGAAGACCCCCCUCCACCCUGCCUGGCUCUCGCUGUCUGUUAAGCAAAAGUCUCUGCACAUCUGGGAGUUACACGUACAUGUGUGUGUGCUGUAUUCUUUGACCAGAGGCCGUCAUGCUUUGGACAGUGCUGCUGGCGCUGCUGGUUCUCCUCUUGCUGCAGACUCAGCUGUAUGUGUGCUUACGGGAGUUACGCGCUGGGGGAUCUGGCUCUCCAUACCGCUCACCGACACGGUCAUCUUCUUCCUCCUCCUCCCCUUCCUUGAAUGCCACCCAGCAGCGGCUACCUGGCGCCAUUAUUAUUGGUGUCCGUAAAGGUGGCACAAGGGCUCUUUUGGAGAUGCUCAAUCUGCACCCAGAUGUAGAAGUGGCAAAAGCUGAGGUGCACUUCUUUAAUGUGGAAGAUCACUACCAGCGGGGAUUAACUUGGUACCGUGCCCAGAUGCCCUUCACUCUGCCGAGUCAAGUGACGGUGGAAAAGACCCCUGGCUACUUCGCCGCUCCCCACGUCCCUGCACGGAUCUGGGACAUGAACCCUUCGGUUCGCCUACUGCUCAUCGUCCGUGACCCUGCCGAGAGGCUGGUCUCAGACUACACCCAGGUCCUCCACAACCGCCUAACCCAACACAAGUCCUACCAGCCUCUGGAGGAGCUCCUCCUCCGCAAGGGCCGCAUCGACCCCUGCUACAAAGCGCUGCAGAGAAGCCUGUACCACCAGCACCUGGCGCGCUGGCUGGAGGUCUUCCCCAGGGAACAGAUCCAUGUGGUGGAUGGGGACGCGCUGAUCCGAGACCCAUUCCCGGAGCUACGAAAGGCAGAGAGGUUCCUGGAUCUGCCACCCUGGAUCAGCCCCAACAACUUUUACUAUAACACCACCAAGGGCUUUUACUGCCUCCUAUCUGCCGGGCAUGAUAAGUGCUUAGACGAGUCCAAGGGCAGGCUGCAUGCACCGCUCAGCACCCAGGCCUUUAGGAAGUUGUGCCACUACUUCAGGGAACCUAACAAACUGUUUUUUGACAUGGUGGGCAGGUCCUUUUCCUGGUGCUGACUGGAUGUGAAACAUGGAAUUGAGUGGAUGGGAGGUGUUGGCCGAGGUGAACGCCUUUCCUGAAUGACACCAACACAGAGGGCUCAAGGCCGGGAGAGAGAGGCUGCCGAGUACGGAACACUUUUACAUGUGCGUCAUCGUUGGGUUGGUGGUUAGACCAAAUCAAAGGAUAUCCAUCAUCGGCAAUGCAGUCUCAGGCAUGAAUGUGGUUGAUGAAAAAAUCCCAAGGGGGACAGAGUCCAAACGCUUGGGUUCCUCAAUAUUUGUAGAGUUGUCAAUGUGCAAGCUUCUGGCCAGUACAGACCCUCACAACAAACAUACCGGUGCCUCGGUGGACAACUGAAAAGUACGGCUGACCCUGAUACGAAAGGUGGCUUUGAAGCAACAUCUGUGCUACUCCUGUGCCACAUACACGUCUUAAACAAUCAGAAGAAAAAUGAAAAAAGAACUUUUUGUUGGCAUUAGGACACUGAAGUAGAAAAAGAGGAACGGCCGAUGCGAGAUCCGAUGACUUGUUGCACUAUGAACUUCAUGCUUAACAGCACAGAAGGUCAAUCCAUGUCCACUGCCACCAUACGUAUAUGAAUGAUCUCCUACAGGAACCAACCCUGACAUCAACUGGUUAACUACUGUUAGAAUAAGCAUGUUAGGAAAAAAAAUGCUUUUGUUAUGCUUGGUCAUCCUAGUUCCUCUUUUUGUUGUUCACCUAGCCUGAUAUUUGCUGAUAUUUCAGAUGUUUGAUAGAAAUCUUUUUUUUUUUUUGGUCUACUGAAAUAAGCUACUUUAAAAACUUGUUUUUUUUUGUUGGUUUUACUUUACAUCAAAGAUACAUGUGAAAUACUGCUGGUGUGUUUUCUAAGAUUUCCUUCAAAUAAAUGUCCUCCGACU
Molecule: messenger RNA, 1974 nt
Organism: Lampris incognitus (smalleye Pacific opah)
Lineage: Eukaryota; Metazoa; Chordata; Actinopteri; Lampriformes; Lampridae
Gene: hs3st1l2
Product: heparan sulfate (glucosamine) 3-O-sulfotransferase 1-like 2
Exons: 3
Coding region: 154-1086 (310 amino acids)
Molecular function (GO): [heparan sulfate]-glucosamine 3-sulfotransferase activity
Source: RefSeq, a predicted model, not a curated record